CUCGCCGAUUGCCCGACUUUUUGCUAAAGUGUUUUUCUGACCAGCCGGGGGAGUAUUCUAGAGAGGUCUGCAGACCUCGUCUUUCCCAGGAUGGAGCAGCAAGCGAACAGGGCGCAUCGCCCCACGAAGGAGAAGAAGAAGUUCGACGGUCCCAACCCGAAGGCUUUUGCGUUCUCGAACCCUGGAAAAUCCAACAAAGCUGGCGCCAGAUCUCAUGAUAUUAAAGAGAAGAGACUUCAUGUGCCUUUGGUUGAUCGCCUGCCCGAGGAGGCCCCGCCUCUUGUGGUAGCUAUCGUUGGACCGCCUGGUGUUGGAAAAACGACCCUUAUCAAAUCUUUGAUCCGUCGCUACACGAAACAGACCCUCAGUACCCCCAAGGGACCGUUGACGGUUGUCACCUCGAAACGUCGCCGACUCACUUUCCUGGAAUCCCCCUCCGACUCCCUCGCCAGCAUGGUCGAUGUGGCCAAGAUCGCGGAUAUCGUGCUCCUGAUGAUCGACGGAAACUAUGGCUUUGAGAUGGAAACUAUGGAGUUUUUGAAUGUCCUGGGAUCCCACGGUAUGCCCGGAAAUGUUUUCGGUAUCCUGACCCACUUGGACCUUUUCAAGAAGCAGAGUCACUUGCAGGCCGCCAAGAAGCGCCUAAAGCAUCGUUUCUGGAGCGAGUUGUACAAUGGUGCGAAGCUUUUCUACCUCUCUGGUGUCGUCAACGGCCGCUAUCCGGACCGUGAAGUGCACAACUUGUCUCGCUUUCUGUCCGUCAUGAAGAACCCUAGACCCCUCAUUUGGCGCAACUCCCACCCCUACGCCCUGGCAGAUCGGUUCCUGGAUAUCACGCCGCCUACUCAGAUCGAAGAGAACCCCAAGUGCGAUCGGACGAUAGCCCUCUACGGAUACCUGCGAGGAACCAACUUCCCCGCUACUGGUGCGCGAGUUCAUGUUCCGGGUGUGGGUGAUUUGACCGUCUCUGGCAUUGAGUCUCUCCCGGAUCCAUGCCCGACGCCUUAUAUGGAUCAGCAGCUAGCUAAGACCUCCGGCAAGCCCAAGCGCAGACUGGGAGAGAAGCAGAAGCUGCUUUUCGCGCCCAUGUCCGACGUUGGUGGUGUCUUGGUUGACAAGGACGCGGUUUACAUCGAUGUGAAGACCUCGAACUUCGACCGUGGCGAGGAUGACUCCGACAAUGAGGAUCGUGGACUAGGAGAGCAGCUGGUCGUUGGUCUCCAGGGAGAGCGCAAACUUCUGGGUGAGGCGGAUAGUGGUGUCCGUCUGUUCCGUGGUGGUGAAGCCAUCGCCAAGGCAGAUGACCAAGACGAAGCCGUUGGAAGAAAACACAAGAGAAACGUGCGAUUCCUAGAGGGAGAGGAGGGAAACCAGGAUGCAUCCGACGAUGAUGAAGGUUUCGAGAGUGAAGAGGGUGAGGAAGAGGACGUGGAUCAGGAUGAGGAUGACAUCAGCGACAAUGAGGAAGAAGUCGAUGUCUCCGCACCGCCAGAUUUCGAGGCCAGGUUCAAGGAACGACAAAAUGGCAAUGUUAGCCAGAAAGAGGAUGACGUUGCUUUUGCCGAUAGUGACUCGGAUCUUGGUUCCAUCUCCUCGGUAGAGGACCAGCUCCUGGAAAGCGACGAAGAGGAAGACGAUGACGAUGAAGAGGGAGAUAAUGGUGAGGUCCGUUGGAAGGAUAACAUGCUGGCCACCGCCAAGGCCCUCCAUUCGAAACGCCCUAAAUUCCGUGUCGCCGACUUGUCCCGCAUGCUUUACGAUGACUCCCUCACACCUGCGGACGUCAUACGCCGAUGGAGCGGUAAGGAGGAAGCCGAGGAUGACGAAGAUGAAGAGGCCGAGGAUGACGACGCAUUCUUCAGGAAGACAAACGUGGAAGAGGAAGAAGCAACCGAAUACCGCGCUGUCCCCGAAUUCGACUACGCCAAACUGGAGGAGAAGUGGCAAGACGCCGACAUGAUCGAGUCUCUGCGCACCCGCUUCAUCAGUGCCAAACUGUCUGGUGAUAAUGAUGACGACUCGGAUGUCGAUGACGCCUUUGACGAGGAUGACGAGGGAGAUGGAGAGUUUGAAGAUCUCGAGACAGGCGAAGGCUUUGACGGUUUCUCUGAAGAGGAAGACGGCGGAGACGAAGAAGCCGCAGACGAAGGCCCCGUUGAUCUAGACGCAGAGCGAGAACGCAAUGCGAAAAAGAAAGAGGAGCUGAAACUGCGCUUCGAGGAAGAAGACCGUGAAGGAUUUGCCAAUUCAAAGGACAACUCACGACAGGCCGGCGGUGGAGGAGACGAGGAAUUUGGCGAAGACGACUGGUACGAUUUCCAAAAGGCCAAGAUGCAGAAGCAGAUCGACAUCAACCGUGCCGAGUUUGAUAUGCUCGACCCGGCCUCGAGGGCUCGGGCCGAAGGCUUCAAGGCCGGAACUUAUGCUCGUAUCGUGCUCGAGAACGUGCCUUGCGAAUUUGCCACCAAAUUCAACCCCCGAUUCCCUGUCAUCGUCGGUGGACUGGCCCCGACCGAAGACCGCUUCGGAUACGUGCAGAUCCGCAUCAAAAGACACCGCUGGCACAAGAAGAUUCUGAAGAGCAACGACCCCCUCAUCUUCUCCCUCGGCUGGCGCCGCUUCCAGUCCGUGCCCAUGUACAGCACCUCGGACAGUCGAACCCGUAACCGCAUGCUCAAAUACACCCCCGAGCACAUGCACUGCUUCGCCACCUUCUACGGGCCUCUCGUUGCCCCCAACACCGGUUUCUGCGCCAUGCAAUCCUUCUCCAACAAGGCCCCUGGAUUCCGCAUCGCCGCCACAGGCGUAGUCCUAAACGUGGACGAACACACCGAGAUCGUCAAGAAACUCAAGCUCACCGGUGUACCAUACAAGAUCUUCAAGAACACCGCCUUCAUCAAAGACAUGUUCAACUCGUCUCUGGAAAUCGCCAAGUUCGAAGGCGCCUCGAUCCGAACCGUCUCCGGUAUCCGAGGUCAAAUCAAACGAGCCCUCAGCAAACCCGAAGGCUACUUCCGAGCCACUUUCGAAGACAAGAUCCUCAUGAGCGACAUCGUCUUCCUGCGCGCAUGGUACCCCAUCAAGCCCCACCGCUUCUACAACCCCGUGACCAACCUCCUGGACAUGGAAGAAGAAGGCUCCGGCGACAGCGGCUGGAAGGCCAUGCGUCUGACCGGCGAAGUCCGUCGCGAGAAGGGUAUCGCCACGCCCAUGAACAAGAAUUCGGCCUACCAUGCCAUCGAGCGGCCCGAACGUCACUUCAACCCUCUCCGCGUGCCCCGACAGCUGGCCGCCGAGCUGCCGUUCAAGUCGCAGAUCACGAAGAUGAAGGGUCGGAGGGACAAGACCUAUAUGCAGAAGCGCGCUGUGGUUCUGGGCGGAGAGGAGAAGAAGGCGCGGGAUCUCAUGCAGAAGCUCAAUACCAUGCGCAACGAGAAGCAGGCCAAGCGGGCGGCGAAGCAGGAGGAGCGACGCAAGGUGUACCGGGCGAAGGUUGCGGAAGGUCUGGAGAAGAAGGCCGAGCGGGAGAAGCGUGAGCGCGAUGAAUACUGGCGGCGAGAAGGUAAGAAGCGCAAGAAUACGGAAAGUGAAGGGGGUGGAGGGAAGAAGCGCAGGUGAGGCGACGCUGCGUGCAACGACAUGGUUUUUGGAUCUAUACCGGUUGUUAAAAGUUACUGUGAAUAAUGUCGAUGUGUAUCUAUCUACAUGUUGCAUGGUGGAUGGCGUUGAAUCUUACCUGAGAUGUUGUUGGAUUGCUACUACUUCUUUGAUUGGAUGUAUUGAUGCUCUAUACCAGGAAUAGAUUGUUGG
Aspergillus sclerotioniger CBS 115572 is the source of this 3810-nucleotide messenger RNA. RefSeq names its product GTPase BMS1. Bases 91 to 3618 code for a protein of 1175 amino acids. Gene Ontology annotation, molecular function: GTPase activity; U3 snoRNA binding; GTP binding. The record is from RefSeq and is a predicted model, not a curated record. Gene Ontology annotation, biological process: maturation of SSU-rRNA from tricistronic rRNA transcript (SSU-rRNA, 5.8S rRNA, LSU-rRNA); endonucleolytic cleavage of tricistronic rRNA transcript (SSU-rRNA, 5.8S rRNA, LSU-rRNA); ribosome biogenesis. Lineage: Eukaryota; Fungi; Ascomycota; Eurotiomycetes; Eurotiales; Aspergillaceae. Gene Ontology annotation, cellular component: nucleus; 90S preribosome. The transcript has 4 exons.